AUGAAAUCCCUUAUAAUCGCAGGAGCUGCUUUAUUCUCCGCUGUUUCAGGAGUUAAGGUUGACAAUGCACUCCCAGAAAAGUAACUCUCUCAAGUAGAGCAAGGAUAUGGCCUUAUGGGAGGCUUUGGUGGUCAUUUUUACGGCCAUGGUGAUAAAGGUUACAGUAAACCUUCACCACCUCAUCAUCAUGACAGAGUUACUUAUGAUUACACAUGCGACGCCAAGCACGACGAGGCCUGUUUGUACAAUGAUAUCACAUUAUACGGACCAAAGGUAGUGCUAGUAAAUCUAGACAGCAGAUGCCAAAUUAAUAGACUUGAAAGAGAAGGCAUUUUUGUAUAGACUGGUGAUUUGAUCUUCGUAACUGGCAGAGCGGAUACUUGCGCUUGGCAAGAAUGGGAUGAGCCCCACAAAGGUCCACUCGACUACGACAUCUUGUUCCCAGGUCUUGACUACGACAUGCCACUCAAGUCUGAGCCAGGCUCCAUGUAGGAGGUCGUCAUUCUCGAAGCUUUGAGCACUGGUAUGACCACCUACGAAAUCAACCUCUACUGGGGACACAAAGAAGUUAGACACGUUUCAAUCGAUGUCUAUGUUAACGAGCAACCAGCACUCGCAGUCGCCACACCAAGAUUCUCAUGCUGA
Stylonychia lemnae is the source of this 645-nucleotide messenger RNA. NCBI's taxonomy places the organism in Eukaryota, Ciliophora, Spirotrichea, Sporadotrichida, Oxytrichidae. The record is from the annotation of a GenBank genome assembly.